GCAGCUCAACCUGGAUGAGACAGAUUUGGAUAUGGAUGAUGGAUGAAAACUGUAUAAGCCAACAUGCUGAGUUACAUGCACAGUAACUAAAUCGCACAUGCAAAUGAAAACCCACCUGCAUCUGUGUUAUUCAAGUAAAAACACACUUCAAACAAACGUAUGGAUGCCUGGUCCCCUGAAGAUCAUCACAUGGCAAACUCUAAAUACACAUAUGUGAAGAUGUCCAAAUUGCUCUUUGGAGUAAUUUUGGCCAAUGCAAUGAUCGUGGGCAUGUGUGAAAACUCAAAGAAGGGAGAAUGUGGAUAUCUGGAUACUCCAGACUCAAAUCUUCUGCUCCACAGACAUUCAGUGUACCAGCUUGUGAACGCACCUUUAGGUUUUGAAAAUGCUCAGAAAAAAUGCAAUGGUCAGUUUGGUGAACUCACAAUGCUCAAAGAUGACAAGGAAGGAGCCCAGGAGCUGCUCACCAAACACAACCUGACAGGCCCUGUUUGGUUUCGUGGCGUAAACACAAAAAAACAAAAGCACAGUCAGGUCAAGAAAAAAACGGUCCUCCCAGGUUUAUCCUUUAAGUUCAAGGAUGGCUUUGCUCGUGUGAAUGCGUCUUUCCCAGCGCUGUCAGCGGUGAGCAUUUGCGCGCGUGUUCAGUGGGACCCCCGGCACGAGAACAUCUCCACUGUCUUCUCAUACGCCUCGCCCGUUUUCACCAAUGAAUUCCAGCUGCGCGGACAGGUAGAAGAGUCAAGACCAAAUAAACCUGCAAAAAAGGUUCGACUGGCGCUUCUCAUUAAAGGAGAACAUCCCGCUUACAAAGCCGAGCUGCCGCUUGACGAAAACUGGCACCAUGUAUGCGUCACAUGGCGCAGAAAUGAUACAUUUUGGGCUAUUUAUGUGGAUGGAAAGGAGAGCGAUUCAGGGACAGGGGCAGCCAAUCCUCAGGACAUUCAUGGACAAGGAAUAUUUAUAGUGGGGCAGGACCAGGAUUCCUUUGGUGGAACUUUCACAGAGCCGUUUGUAGGGAACUUGACUGAUCUUAACAUUUGGGACGGAGCUUUGGAGUUGAAGGAGGUGAAGGAGCUGGAAACGUGCUCACAGUUGACCAAUCACAGAGCGAUCUUUAGGUGGGAGGACUGGAACUUGACUGUCCAUCCGUCUGUUAAGAAUGUGUCGGCCACGCUCGACUGUCUAGAACCUCCGCAGAAUGAGGAAUGUGUACUUUUUUUCUCUGAUGGUCACCAUGAGGACAGAUACCCCCCAUGUACAGACAUACAUCCUUUCAUCUGCAAAUUUAGAAAAGAAUGCUAUGUAAAGAUGAAAGAAGUCAAACAGUCUAUGAAGUCCAAUCCGAGCUCCUUCAUGCAACAUCUCAUGAACCUUGGGAUGUCUCCAGAUGAUCUGUUCUCUGACACUGUAGAUGGACAGAACUGGACCUCAGUUUUGCGCCUUUUAAACAUAUCUGAGCAGGCUGUGUCGAAGGAACCGAAAGGCCUAGAGGGCAGGGACAUCAUUUCUCUGAUGCAUGUUCUCUCUCGUGCUGCAAACCUGCCGAGCACAGCAAACAAGAGCUGGCGUGAUGCUGAGAGACUCGGUCAGAGCUUCAUUAACCUGGCAGAUUCACUUCUUAACCAAGACAAUGCCACAUGGAAUAGCAUCAAAGAGGUAGUUAAGGGGCCAAUGGCUGUGAUACAGAAUGUAGACCGCAUGGUGACAAACCUCAACUCUCUGCUGAUGAAUGACACGGACAUUGUGCAGAUAAACAGCACAAAUAUCAAGCUGCAGAUCCAGCAGACUAUUCUGUCCGAAGUCUCUGGUAUUUCAGCAUUUUGUGGGUCAGAUGUGGGAAAUGGUGACUGCAUCUCUAUUAAAGAUAUGAAGGAACUUCAUAACAAUGGCUACAGAAAAGUGACUUUGUUGAAUACAUGGUACAACUCUGUCAAAUGUUUCUCUGACAUCCAGCAAAACACUACUCUUCCUCCUACAGCCACUGAUGGUUCUCUGAAAAUGGUCUUGGGUUCAUCCAUCAUCUCCAGUACAGUGUUGAGAGAUGGAGAGCAUGUCAGCAUUGCUGUACAGUUCACGCUUCAGCAUAUAACUGAGGAAACCUCAAAGGACAUAAUCUGUGCAUUUUGGGAUUUUAAUUUGACACAGGGGGGCGGUUGGUCAAAAAAGGGCUGUUUCAAAAUUUUGUCUCAGAAUAACUCUACUACCUGUUACUGUAACCACACCACAAACUUUGCCUUGCUGUUACAGAUCGAAGAUGUUGAGGAAGAAAGGCAUAAUAUAAGCAUUCAGAUUUUCAGUUUCAUUGCUUCUGGUGUGUCUCUCUGUGGACUCACCUUCACAUUUAUUCUCUUUGUUGCUCUUGGUGUUCCGAAGUCAGAUCGCACUACUGUUCACAAAAACCUAAUAGUGGCUCUGGCUGUGUCUCAGUUACUCCUAAUAUUCAGUGACUGGGCUGCUGAAGAUCAGGUAGCCUGUUGGUUGGUGACAGUCCUCCUACACCUGUUUUUUCUGUCAUCUUUCUGCUGGAUGCUGGUGGAGGGUUUACUGCUGUGGAGUAAAGUCGUCUCUGUUAACAUCAGUGAGGAGAGGAGAAUGAAGCUCUAUUAUGCGCUGGGUUGGGGGCUGCCUGUUGUUAUAGUAGUUGUAACCUUGGCAGUUACUUUGGACCAUUACAAGGCAGAGGAAUACUGCUGGCUGAAUGUGAAGUCGGCUGUUAUUUGGGCUUUUGCCGGACCUGUGCUGUUUGUCGUGUCUGUCAAUGCUGUUGUUCUUUUUCGUGUUGUUAUGGUAACAGUGGCCAGCGCACGUCGCAAGGCAAAAAUGCUGACGCCCAGUUCUGAUUCCAAACUUCAUACACUUGAUCUUACCUGGGCAGCGACACGGCCAGUGUUGAUCUUAUUGCCAGUAUUAGGUUUGACGUGGCUGGUUGGAGUGUUGGUACACUUAUCUGUGGUUCUGGCUUAUAUCUUCAUCAUACUCAAUGGUUUUCAGGGUCUGUACAUUUUCCUGGUCUAUGCCGUGUACAACAGUGAGGUGCGAAAUGCAAUAAAAAGAAUUCAGGAGAAACGAAAAGCUUUAUCGUUUACAAACUGCUCUCAGCCUACCAGCUUCAUGCCCUCUCAGAAAUCCCCCAGUGAAUCAUGGGUACACAGUCAACAAACUCAUUCAAGCCCAGACAACAGUGAAAGCUCAACUCCCAUGAGCAGAUCUCUUGUCUUCAAAAACGAACGCUUUAAAGAGGACAACACUGUCUCAUUAAAAGCUGCCAAUGGAAAUCAGGUGGUGCAACUAACAGCCUUUAAGCCCUCAGGCUAAGGGACGCUUUACCCUAUGCUACAUAGACUUAUUCUGGGAUGAAAACUCAAUAUGUGAUGAAACACACACAGACACACACACACGAGCAGCUUCAGAAAGUUCUGCCUCCCCCGCAAUUCUCCAGGCCUUCUCAUUCCCAGGACCGAAUCUGUGUUGAGUGAGUGAACUCUGAGACUGCACCCGGCCUGACACAUCAAGGCUUUUUAAUAUUGCAUAGAUGUUGUGGCACAAUACAAAAGCUCAUUGUAUCAGAAUUUAACAGCGUGCGCAUCAUCACACCGUUUUUUGUGACCAGACAACAGGAUUUUGUUGUUAGUGAUUGAAUGACUUUGAUAGGAGUUUCACCUAUUCACAGUAAUUCAGGUUCAGUAUUCUACUAGAUAUACUGAUAAACCUAUCACCUGUUUUAUCUUCCUCAGUGGAUUGUGGAAAAUAUCAGAGUAUAAAUGCAAGCAGUGAAUAUUAACACAUUAUUUAAUCGUUAAGUCUUUACAUCUGCUUUAAGUGUCAAAUGUACCUGUAUUGGAUUAUGUGUGUACUGUCCAAACAUGACAAAAUGUAGAAAUACAUUUUUAUAUCACAUCUGGAAAUGUUCUCUCCUUAUAGUGACAUUUAUGUUAUUAUCAUGUUCUGUUAUUAUACUACUAUGGCGCAUAACAAAUAAAUGUAAGAAAUAUUUUAUUGUAAUAGGCAUACCCUA
This is a messenger RNA of Triplophysa dalaica, 4018 nucleotides long. It is a transcript of the gene adgrd2, whose product is annotated as adhesion G protein-coupled receptor D2. Lineage: Eukaryota; Metazoa; Chordata; Actinopteri; Cypriniformes; Nemacheilidae. The record is from RefSeq and is a predicted model, not a curated record. The transcript has 26 exons. Gene Ontology annotation, molecular function: G protein-coupled receptor activity. Bases 160 to 3318 code for a protein of 1052 amino acids. Gene Ontology annotation, biological process: cell surface receptor signaling pathway; adenylate cyclase-activating G protein-coupled receptor signaling pathway. Gene Ontology annotation, cellular component: membrane.